GCUUUAAUCCUCUUCACCCAAUCAGCUCUGUGAAACAAUCAUUACCAAACGCGCCCUAACGACUCCCUCCACGAACUCAUUGUGAAUUAAUAAUGGAGGCAGCAUCCGAGGCCCAACCGUGUCUGCGAUAUUAGAAUUACGCGAUAACGCUGUUUCCGAUCUACAUACUUCUUCCAGAAACUCUAGUUAUAUUUUUACCAAUCCGUCUUUCUCGAUCCAGAUCUCGGUGUCGAUCUCGAUCUCUAAGCGAUCAAUCUAUAGAUAUAAGGUGGUUCGAAUUUCCUCUUGGAAAAUCUCCAUGGAUUCGCAUCCUCAUGAGCAACACACAACCCACGGCCACAAGCACCAACCUUCCAAAUCCGAGCUGAUAUCCAGUGCCAAGGUGAUCGCAGAGGCGGCGAAAGCUGGGCUUCACCAUGAGACCAACAAGAUUGACAAAGGAAAGGUUGCCGGAGCCGCUGCCGAUCUGAUGGGUGCCGCCUCCUAUUACGGCAAGUUAGAAGAGAAGGGAGUCGGGAAGUAUGUGGAGAAGGCCGAGCAGUAUCUUCAUCACUACCACUCUUCACAAUCCUCCUCCACUAGCACCACCACCACCAACAAUUCCGGCCAUUCAACGACGACAACCUCCACCCAAUCACAUUCACAUUCAAGUGGUGGUGGUGGGAAUCACAGUGAGAGUGGUGGCUUCGAGGAUUACAUCAAAUUGGCUCAGGGCUUCUUGAAGAAGCACUGAUUUCUUCUGCUGGGUGUGUCGUUUGCUUAAUUUUUCUUGUAAACUACUCAUUUGUAUUGUAUGAUUGUAUCUCUCUGUCCAAACCCAAUUUAGUUUUUUAAGUUUUUUGUUAAUUACUCUUUUUUAAGAAAUAAAUAGACUUCUCUGGGUUUGGAAAUCAUCGAUUGUGGCAAUUGGGUAUCCUUGGGUUGGAUAGAGAAGAUCCUGUAAGGAGAAAGGGGAGCUUGAAGAAACAACCCAAUUCCAUCUAUUUCCCAAUAAUUGCAAUUCUUUGAAUUCUUCGAAUA
Macadamia integrifolia is the source of this 1020-nucleotide messenger RNA. RefSeq names its product nodulin-related protein 1-like. The transcript has a single exon. The coding region runs from base 299 to 733 and encodes 144 amino acids. NCBI's taxonomy places the organism in Eukaryota, Viridiplantae, Streptophyta, Magnoliopsida, Proteales, Proteaceae. Gene Ontology annotation, biological process: regulation of abscisic acid biosynthetic process; response to heat. The record is from RefSeq and is a predicted model, not a curated record.